CCGUCUGCUCCGCCCGCCGUCCAGGUGAGUCCAGGUGCUGCUGGACCAGGAAGCUCCAGCGCUGAGGGGCCUUCAGCUCGGCUCAGGUGAAGGUGACCUCAGCGCUCACCCAGGAAUCGCUCCUUUCCACUGGGACGCAUUAGGAAAUUACCCAGGUCACCCACAGACUGCCGGCAUGCAGAGAGAUGACAUAGUUUCCUGCUGCAUCAGGGGAAAUCGAUCUGAGCAUGCGCAGACCAUUCCGGUUAGUUUGGAGGAAGUUUUGGAUCGGCUGCAUCCUGCUGAAGUUUCUCCGCCUUGGUUUCGUCUCUGGAUUGAAGUUGGAUUUAAACUUUCUCGCAGGAAUGACUAACCCGUCAGACCUGGAGCAGCUGGCAGAAAUAGAGCUGCAGAAAGGGGAAGAGGAGGAUGAGGAAGAGCAGAGGGCGGUUCCUGACGGCCCCAGCAGAACCGAUCCGUCCCAUCCGUACUACGAUGUGGCUCGACACGGAAUCAUCCAGGUGUCAGGAGACGAUAACUACGGCAGGAAGCUGAUCGUCUUCAGCAGCUGCUGCCUGCCGCCGUCUCACCAGCUCAACCACCGCCGCCUCCUCGAGUACCUGAAGUUCACGCUGGACCAGUACGUGGAGAUGGACUACAUACUGGUUUACUUCCACUACGGCCUCAGGAGCAGCAACAAGCCGUCGCUCAGGUGGCUGCGUGAAGCCUACGGCGAGUUUGACCGGAAAUACAAGAAGAACCUGAAGACGCUCUACGUCGUCCAUCCAACUAACUUCAUCCGGAUCGUUUGGAACAUCUUCAAACCUCUGAUCAGUCACAAGUUUGGGAAGAAGCUGAAGUAUGUGAACUACCUGGUGGAGCUGCGGGAACACCUGAACUACGACCAGCUCUUCAUCCCUGCAGACGUCCUGAGGCAUGACGAGAAGCUGCGGGCGGCUCAGAAAGGCGGACCGCCCCCGCCUGUGAAGACGCCGCCUCCCCGGCCGCCGCUGCCCACGCAGCAAUUCGGCGUCAGCCUGCAGUACAUCAGGGAGAAAAACCGCGAGGCGAUCAUCCCACCUGUCAUGGCUCAGACUGUGGCCUACCUGAAGGAGAAAGGUCUGAGGACAGAGGGGAUCUUCAGGCGUUCGGUUCGGGUUCAGACCAUCAAGGAAGUCCAGAAACUCUACAACCAGGGUAAGCCAGUGAACUUUGACCUCUACCAGGACGUCCACAUUGCCGCGGUGAUCCUGAAGACGUUCCUCAGAGAGCUUCCCGAGCCGCUGCUCACCUUCCGGGUCUACAGCCAGGUUCUGGAGCUCCUGGGUGUGGAGAGCAGCCUUCGCGCCACCAGGUGCAAGCAGAUCGUAGAAAGUCUUCCUGAACACAACUUCAUCGUGUUGAAGUUCCUGCUCUGCUUCCUGAACAUGGUGUCCCAGGAGAGCCUCAGCAACAAGAUGAGCGCCUCCAACCUGGCGUGCGUCUUCGGCGUGAACCUGGUCUGGCCUCGUCACGGCUCCAUCUCGCUCAGCGCGCUGACGCCCAUCAACAUUUUCACAGAGAUCCUCGUUGAACACUUCGCCGCCGUGUUCGGCUCCCGCUGCCCGCCUGCUCAGGUAACCCCGUGACCCCACAGCUGAGGGAGCCUGAAAGGUCAAGCUGAAGAUCUGUUACACUACCAGCACACUAAAAAAACUAGUAAUAAUAAAGCAAUAUGAUUUUUUGUUUUAUCUUUUGUACAGAAUAUAUUUAACGUGUGAAUAAAACCCAAAGUUGUCAAAUAA
This is a messenger RNA of Poecilia reticulata (guppy), 1763 nucleotides long. Its product is annotated as rho GTPase-activating protein 8. Gene Ontology annotation, cellular component: cytoplasm. Gene Ontology annotation, biological process: negative regulation of endocytic recycling; small GTPase-mediated signal transduction. Gene Ontology annotation, molecular function: GTPase activator activity. Lineage: Eukaryota; Metazoa; Chordata; Actinopteri; Cyprinodontiformes; Poeciliidae. The record is from RefSeq and is a predicted model, not a curated record.